Messenger RNA from Penaeus monodon (black tiger shrimp), 2144 nucleotides. Its product is annotated as regulatory-associated protein of mTOR-like. The record is from RefSeq and is a predicted model, not a curated record. Gene Ontology annotation, molecular function: protein binding; protein-macromolecule adaptor activity. Gene Ontology annotation, biological process: positive regulation of cell growth; regulation of autophagy; TORC1 signaling. Lineage: Eukaryota; Metazoa; Arthropoda; Malacostraca; Decapoda; Penaeidae. Gene Ontology annotation, cellular component: TORC1 complex; cytoplasm.
UAAACAGUAGCGUGCUCGCCUCCAUGGAUCAAGUACGCAGAAAGUGUUAAGGGUUUGAUGAAUUCCCGUGUUGUGAGAACUAAGGUGUUACAAGCCUCCGGUUAGUCGAGAUGGUUGAAACUAUGGAGGUGUCAAGAUUAUCAGGAGGAGAAGAAGAUGAGGAACCCGUAACUGUGCUGACGGAGGCCCGUCACCUGGAGACAAUCACGGCUCCCAACACGGCAGCACACUCGUGGAGACUGAAGGAACGAAUGAAAACAGUUAGUGUAGCAUUGGUGUUGUGUUUAAAUAUCCCAGUUGAUCCGCCAGACAUUGUGAAGACACAGCCAUGUGCUCGUCUAGAGGCAUGGAUAGAUCCUCUCUCAAUGCCUCCACCAAAGGCUAUUGAAGCUAUUGGAAACAGUUUGCAAAAGGCAUAUGAACGCUGGCAGCCAAGAGCUCGCUACAAGCAGUCACUUGACCCAAAGUUGAAGAAGUUAAGAAACUGUGCACGCACUUCGUAGAAUGCCAAAGAAGAGAGAGUUCUUUUUCAUUAUACUGGGCAUGGUGUUCCUAAACCUACUUCAAAUGGAGAAAUUUGGGUAUUCAAUAAGAGUUAUACACAAUACAUCCCCCUAUCCAUAUAUGAGCUGCAGACGUGGAUGGGUGCACCUUUAUAUGUUUAUGACUGCUCAAAUGCCGGUAUUAUUGUUAAACUUUUUGAGCAGUUUGCAGAACAGCAUGAAGAAGAAUGGAAGCAUAAAGGCACCAGUGGGGGUAGCAGUCCUCCACCUCCGUCCUUCCGUCAGUGCAUUCAGCUUGGGGCAUGCGGAGCCAAGGAGAUCCUCCCCAUGAACCCAGACCUUCCUGCCGACAUGUUCACUGCUUGCCUGACUACCCCAAUCAGCAUGGCAGUGAGGUGGUAUCUCUUGCAGAAUAAGGGCAAGCUUCUACAAGACCUUAAUCUUGAUAUAGUAGACAAAAUCCCAGGUCAGCUGAGUGAUAGAAGAACAAUGCUUGGGGAACUGAACUGGAUAUUCACAGCUAUUACAGACACUAUAGCUUGGAAUACUCUUCCUAGAGACCUCUUUCAGAAGUUGUUUAGACAAGACCUUUUGGUUGCAAGCCUUUUUCGUAAUUUCUUGCUAGCACAGAGGAUAAUGAGGUCCUAUGAUUGCACACCUGUAUCCUCACCACAACUUCCCCCAACCCACCAGCACCCUAUGUGGGAUGCAUGGGAUCUUGCUUUGGAACUAUGCCUAAGGCAGCUGCCAACAGCACUUCGCACAGAGGAUCUGUAUUCACAUGUGCACUCACCUUUUUUUGAGGAACAACUCACAGCCUUUCAAGUUUGGCUAGACUUAGGUCAUGAACAGAGACAUCCACCUGAACAACUACCCAUUGUCCUACAGGUUCUACUGAGUCAGGUGCACCGUCCCCGAGCCCUGGAACUUCUAGGGAGUUUCCUAGCUUUAGGCCCUUGGCAGUCAACUUAGUACUGUCCUGUAGGCAUCUUCCCAUACGUUUUACGUCUUUUGCAGUCAUCAGCACGAGAGUUACGGCCACUCUUAGUCUUUCUUUGGGCUAAGAUUCUUGCAGUAGAUCCAAGCUGCAAAGCAGACUUGGUGCGAGAAGAGGGCUAUAAAUAUUUUCUGAAAGUUCUAGCUGAUCCUUCGAUGCCUGCUGAACAUCGUACCAUGGCGGCAUUUGUGCUGGGUGUCAUUGUGUGGGAACACCUGAAGGACAGCGGGUGGCUCUGCAGGGUUCUCUUAUGCCACUGGUGUCUAGAGCAAGUGACAGAUCCACACCCACCUCUAAGGCAGUGGGCCACACUCUGCCUGGGCCGCACUUGGCACCAUCACCCGGAUGCAAGAUGGGCUGCAACUCGUGACAAUGCCCAUGAAAAGCUGUACACUCUUCUGUCAGAUCCUGUGCCAGAAGUACGUGGAGCAGCAGUUUUCUCCUUGGGAAACAUUUGUAAGCAGUCUGGUUAGUCCAUGAGAGGACUGACCAUGCACGUGCCAUAGACACACCAUUGCCAUAACACUAGCCAAUACUGUCACUCAUGAUGGCUCUCCACUUGUCAGACGAGAGUUGGUAGUUGCCUUGCAAUAUCUCAUCCAGAUGUAUGAAAGCUCCUUCCUCACAGUAGCACGGCAAUAUUU